Messenger RNA from Stegodyphus dumicola, 755 nucleotides. Its product is annotated as V-type proton ATPase 16 kDa proteolipid subunit c pseudogene. The record is from RefSeq and is a predicted model, not a curated record. NCBI's taxonomy places the organism in Eukaryota, Metazoa, Arthropoda, Arachnida, Araneae, Eresidae.
AUGUUGGAAGAAGAACCUAUUUAUGCUCCAUUUUUUGGAUCGAUGGGAGCAUCUGUUGCAAUGAUUUUAAGUUCUCUUGGAGCAGUAUAUGGUACGCUGAAGUCUGGAACUGCUAUUUCAGCAGCAGGAACAGUGAGACCAGAUUUGGUUAUGAAAUCACUCAUUCCAGUAGUUAUGAGUGGGAUCGUAGCUAUUUACGGACUCGUAGAAGCCAUUUUAAUUGCAAACAGUAUAUUUUCAUCAGCAGAGGGAUAUACGCUAUAUACAGGAUUUUUACAUUUUGGAGCUGGUCUUACAGUUGGUUUGAGUGGUAUGGGUUCUGGCUAUGCUAUUGGCCUAGUUGGAGAAGCUGGAGUCAGGUAUUCAGUUCAGCAACCUAAUCUCUUUGUAGCCAUCAUUCUAAUGCUCAUUUUUGCCGAGGUUCUUGGAUUGUAUGGACUUAUUAUAGGACUCAUACUGACAACGAAAGUCUGAUUAAAAAUAGAACAGCUUUACUAAAUGUAACAAAUUUAUACAUUUACAGUAUGUUAUAAAAAAGAAGAUAAAUAGAGUUUUUGCUUCUUUUCUUUUUCAAUAUGGCAGUGUGCUAAUGUUGUUUAGGCUACUAUAUUGUUUUCGGUUAUUGUCGGCUAUAUUUGGACACCAUUAGUGACAAGUUUGCUCUCUCAGUACUGAAGAAAAUUAUUGUAUUUUAUAGAAAAUAGCCCUUAGAAUUUCGCCCAAUAAAUUCUUUGUUAAAAGUCACGAACCUCGUA